This is a messenger RNA of Aspergillus versicolor CBS 583.65, 2172 nucleotides long. RefSeq names its product Zn(II)2Cys6 transcription factor. The record is from RefSeq and is a predicted model, not a curated record. Gene Ontology annotation, biological process: DNA-templated transcription; regulation of DNA-templated transcription. Lineage: Eukaryota; Fungi; Ascomycota; Eurotiomycetes; Eurotiales; Aspergillaceae. The coding region runs from base 1 to 2172 and encodes 723 amino acids. The transcript is spliced from 4 exons. Gene Ontology annotation, molecular function: DNA binding; zinc ion binding; DNA-binding transcription factor activity, RNA polymerase II-specific.
AUGCUGGAUGGCGGGGACAACCGGCUGCGCGUCCUGCGGGCCUGUGACCGCUGCUCCCAGUCCAAACAGCGCUGCGAUGGAGAGCAUCCUUGUCAGCGAUGUGCCGAACGAAAUACUUCAUGUCAUUACGAGAAGCUAGUGCGCAAGCGUGGCCGUCGUCGACGAACGAAGCCAACCUCCACUGGCCACAGGGUGCUGGCGCCCGGCCCUUCAAGCUUGAACGGUCUCAUAAAUCCGACUGAGCUGGAUACUUCAAUGGACGAUGGAGACAACAUGCCGGAGAGCUUGCGAAGGAAUACGAACCCGUUGAGCACGCCGUCAUACACAGAUGACUCUACCAGGAUAACGGCCGAGACAAGAGCGACGGGAGGAAGCAAUGAACAAGAGGGGAGAAAUGGUCAAUUUGGCCUCGAGCCUGAUGCGCCUCCGGUCACUGGCCACCGCGAUUCAUACUCCCAGCCCCUGAAUCCUUUUAUUUUCCAAGAUGUGUUUUUCGGAACGCCAGGCCGUCCGAGUAGCCAGACUGCGUUUACGCCCGGUCGCGUUGAACACUGGCUUGACAAGACCGCGCCAAUUCCACGCAGUGGCUCUCGCGGCCUGUACUCUACAGUUUCGCACAAGACCCUGCAGGAAAAUCUUGGAAAUGGAGCAGCCCAAGGCCAGCGCUCAUACCCUUGCUUGGAACCUCUGCUUCCCUAUUUACAAGGAAUACUCUCCCCUGCGGAUGCAUCCGAAAUGCUUGAGAUUUACUUUAAUGAGCAGAGGAAUCCUAUAUUCAAGGCGGCCUCACCAUAUACAAUCACCCAUGUCAUACAGCCAUCCUCUGUUCUGCAUCCGACGGCCCCGCGGCCCACCUCCUCUAUCCUCCUUAUUGUGAUGUUGCUUUGCGUUGCACAGACGGCGGACAUCAAGAUAUUCGACCCACCCGGAGCGCGACAGCGCAUUGUCCUCGAUCUCUAUCGUUUGGCGCUUGACUUGAUGGAGCCAGUCGACUGGGAUAAUUAUUUCAGGACCUCAGAUGGAUGGCAGUUUCACCCGCGCGGCGGAUUCACCGAUAAAGACGGGCGCUCGUCCGUGUCGCAUGCGGCGGGGGGUGGACUGAUACCCGAUUUCCUGGGCUCGACCGACGCCAUUCUUGCAGUUGUGAUCCUCACCCUAGUGAUAUCUGGCGGCCAUUUCAAGGCAGACAGCCUGAAAUGGUGGUCCAAGGCUAUUCGACUAGCUCGCGCCAGUGGACUGAGUAUGGAGGAUCAAGGAAUCCAGCCAGCAAACUGUCAGGGACACACAACCCGCGAAUGGUUGAUUGUCAAAGAGGAGCGUCGAAGAUUGUUUUGGCUCAUUUACUGUCUCGACCGUCAUCUAGGGCUUUCGUUCAAUGCGCCCGUGAAUUUCCCGGAGGGCACAUUCCGCGUCGCAGCGCCGUUACCCGAGGCCAUUUGGCAGAACCUCGAGACGAUAGACCUCAAUGCUAUUCCAGCUCCACGCCUCGGCCCUCCGGCUAGGAUAUCUGGAUACGGAUUCUUCGAAUAUUUCCUCCCAUUAGCGACCGUCCUCGGGCAUAUUAUCGACUUCCACCACAUGCAGAACCACCCUCUGCUCGGCGACACCCUUGGCCAUGCAGCGGUCCAUAAGAUCGAGAACCUUAUAUCUCAGCGGGAGCAAGACCUAGCUGAACUGAGAGAUAAACUCGAGAACCCGCUGCCAACCCAACAUUCUGUUGACCCGUUUAGCCACCCGCUGGGCUACGGCCACACCCCAGCAUCGACGAUCGAUUCGAAGAAGCCUUUAGUUCUUGCCUACAGCACGCAUAUGCUGCACGUCUGCUAUAUCCUGCUGCACGGAAAGUGGGACCCAAUUUCCAUGAUUGAAGACAAAGACGACUGGAUCACAUCGGACAGUUUCCAAGCAUGCGCGUCGCACGCGCUCAGCGCAACUGCCGCCGUGCACCAGAUCCUAUCACUCGACCCGGAACUCACCUUCAUGCCAUACCUCUUCGGCAUCUAUUUGCUACAGGGGAGUUUCAUACUCCUCCUCUUUGUCGACCGGAUGCCCGAGCUAGGCUUCAAUAAAUCCGUCGAGGAAGUUUGCGAGACUAUCAUCCGGGCGCAUGAAGUGAGUGUCGUGACACUGGACACCACGUUUCAGGUACUACGCCUUACUCCUACUUUAUGA